This is a messenger RNA of Populus nigra (black poplar), 1073 nucleotides long. RefSeq names its product arogenate dehydrogenase 1, chloroplastic-like. Lineage: Eukaryota; Viridiplantae; Streptophyta; Magnoliopsida; Malpighiales; Salicaceae. Gene Ontology annotation, biological process: L-tyrosine biosynthetic process. The coding region runs from base 1 to 828 and encodes 275 amino acids. The transcript has 7 exons. Gene Ontology annotation, molecular function: prephenate dehydrogenase (NADP+) activity; prephenate dehydrogenase (NAD+) activity; NAD+ binding. The record is from RefSeq and is a predicted model, not a curated record.
AUGGCUGUUUCAUCAUCUUCUUCUUCUUCGCCUUCCAGAAAUCUGAAAAUAGGUAUAGUGGGCUUUGGCCCCUUUGCACAGUUCCUGGCAAAGAUCAUGAUCAAACAAGGGCAUACUUUACGGGCAACUUCUCGUUCCGAUCAUUCUUCCCUCUGCCAAGAUUUGGGCAUCUCAUUCUUCAGGGACACGGGCACAUUUCUUGAAGCAAAUAAUGAUGUCAUUUUGAUUUGUACAUCAAUCCUAUCCCUAUCGAAGGUUCUCAAUACAAUGCCACUACAUUGCCUGAAACGGUCACCUCUCUUUGUGGAUGUUCUCUCAGUCAAAGAGUACCCGAGAGAUAUUCUAUUGAAAGUACUGCCAGAGGAAUUGGACGUGUUGUGCACUCAUCCAAUGUUCGGGCCGGAGAGUGGGAAAAAUGGAUGGAAAGAUCUUGCUUUUAUGUAUGAAAGAGUUCGGAUAAAGGACGAAGCUACGUGCUCAAGUUUUCUACGAAUUUUCGAAACUGAGGGUUGUAGAAUGCUGGAAAUGUCUUGUGAAGAACAUGAUAUGGUCGCUGCACGGAGUCAAUUUCUUACUCACACAAUUGGGAGGAUUUUAUCGGAAAUGGAGGUCAAGCCCACAUCUAUGAGCACAAAAGGUUUUGAGACACUGAUUCAUCUGAAAGAGAGCACCAUGAAAGACAGCUCUGAUCUGUUUAGUGGCUUAUUCGUCUAUAAUAGAUUUGCCAAACAAGAGCUGAAGAACCUAGAACUUUCCUUAGAAAAGGUUAAGCAAAUGCUACAAGACAAGAUGACCGAAGAGCAGAAUCUGAAUGAGUCUAAGUUUUGAUGUAGAAGUCUUGCCAAUAUCACAUUAAACAUAUACUGUUGUGCUAUGACUAAUUAUGCUUUCCGCUUAGAUUUGGGCAUUCAUUCCUUUUGACUUCUAUUCCUUCACGUUGUUUUAAUUCUCUCUUAGAAGACAUGGGAUUUCUUUUCCAAGAAUGUACCCUGUAGUUUUCUUGUUCUAGGGCUUUAAGCUCUCCUUCCAAUCAAAAUAAAUAAAUAUAAAUAUCCAAUAUGUUAAAAUAAGAA